Fusarium verticillioides 7600 is the source of this 2042-nucleotide messenger RNA. RefSeq lists its product as hypothetical. Bases 264 to 944 code for a protein of 226 amino acids. Gene Ontology annotation, molecular function: glyoxalase III activity. The record is from RefSeq and is a predicted model, not a curated record. The transcript is spliced from 3 exons. Lineage: Eukaryota; Fungi; Ascomycota; Sordariomycetes; Hypocreales; Nectriaceae.
GAAGAGUUUGUCAAGGUGCUCGAAACGGUAGAGAAUUGGUCCGACUGCAAGGGUCCAUGCGUGGAGAAGUGAGGUGUCUGCAUGUGGUAUAAAGGUGAGUGCGUCAUCCAUUAGAGUUUGUUUCAUCAUAGCAUUUCACCUCAUAACUCGUCUCAUAUCAACACGGACUCAUACCUUUCGCUCAACACCCAUCUCAACAAACUUAUACCCUUUCACUCAUUUUCCAUCCCAACACACAUCCACAGAUACCCAAUUCAUUCACAAUGGCUCCCAAGGUUCUCGUCGUUCUCACCAGCCAGUCCAAGAUGAACAAUGGACAUCCUACCGGCUGGUACCUGCCCGAACUUGCCCACCCCUACUAUGACCUCGUCAACAACGGCGUCGAGAUCACCGUCGCAUCUCCCGCCGGCGGCGAAGCACCCCUCGACCAAGCCUCCGUCGAGAUGUUCAAGGGCGACGAGGAGUCCGUAAAGUUCCUCAACGAGAAGAAGCAGCUCUGGCAACAAACCACACCCCUCAAGGACUUCCUCGGCAAGGCCUCCGACUUCGACGCCAUCUUCUACCCCGGCGGCCACGGCCCCAUGUUCGACCUCGUCAACGACGAGACCUCCAUCAAGCUCAUCGAGGAGUUCUACAAGGCCGGCAAGCCCGUCGCCGCAGUGUGCCACGGCCCCAUCGUCUUUGUCAACGUCAAGGUCGACGGCAAGCCUCUCCUCGAGGGCCGCGAGGCCACCGGUUUCAGCAAUUCCGAGGAGGAGGCCGUUAAGCUGACCAGCGCCAUGCCCGUUCUCCUCGAGGAUGAGAUCAAGCGUGUUGGUGGCAAGUACGUCAAGGCUGACGACUGGGCUGAGAAGCUUGCUGUCGAUGGACAGGUUAUCACUGGACAGAACCCUGCUUCUGCCCAUGCUGUUGGAAAGGCCAUCCUCAAGGCCAUUGGCGCUUAAAUAGAUCAUGAUACCACGUUAAUGCGAUGAGAUAAUGUCCAAAGUUGACAUACUGUACCUUGUUUUUCCCUCCGGGGGCUCCUAGCGGAGGGCUCUUCCUCGCUGCGCUCGAGUGGACUGAUAGUGUAUUGGAUACGUGAAUGCCGGAGUUGAGAUUUAGGUGUUGUUGAUACUAUGUGAGGCAAGAAAACUCAGUAUUUUGUCGCUUAGAGACAGGGUUCUGAAGUAAAUCGAGCCUAAGCUCCAGGGUCUGUUCGAUGAGAUCAGUUAAACAUGUUCUAAAGUGAUAAGUCCCUGCACCUGAUUGCACUCAUCUCACAGACGAACAACCCUUCUCACUAACUUCUCUCCUUAUGGGAACAUGUCAAUACUCAGAAUAGGCAAUACUUUACUGUCAUUACAUUACUAUUUAGUCCUUCUUGAAAACCUUCUCAAACCCAGUCAAGCACAUCCCUUCUCCGAGAUAUCAAUCGUCUCGACCCAAGCAACAAUGUUCUUCUCAGCGGCCAGCUUGAGCAUAGCGUCCAUCUCCUGGUGGUUACCAAGAUGGCUUCCCGUGAUCUUGCCAGCGUUUCCAGCAAAUGUACCGGCAGUCACCUGAGGAAGCGGCUCAUCAGGAAUGCCACAAUUGUGAAACUCGCCUCCAAUGUUGAGCGUGGACAUGUAAGCGUUCAUAUCGAACUUGUGUGUCAUGUCGGCGCAGUUGAGGAUAAAGUCGAACGUGAACUUGUACUUGUCGGCCCAGUUCUCAUCCGUUGUGAGGAUAACUUCCUUUGCGCCGAGCUUCUUUGCAUCCUCCACCUUUGAGGGGGAGUGUGUCAUGGCGUAGACCUCAGCGCCGAGUGCCUUUGCCCAUUGGAUACCCAUGUGUCCGAGACCGCCGAUACCAACGAUGGCAACAGUCUUUCCAGGACCGACGUUUGCUCUCACAAGGGGCGAGUAAGUGGUGAUACCCGCACACAGAAGAGGUGCAACCUGCUCAGACUUGAGGGCGUCAGGGAUCUUGAAGGUGAAGUACUCGUGAGCACGGAUAUGCGAUGCAAAACCACCAUGCGCAACACUUCCAUCCGGAUAAGUGCAGUUAUAAGUGUCCACCAU